AUGACCUUGAAAGAAAGGAUAAAAGCAUUAAACUGUCGUGUUUUCUUUCGGAAGCUAGAUUUGGAAGCUUUCAGAAAUUUGGAGAUCUUAGAUUUGAGGCUGAAUGGCUUAUGUGAACUGAAGAAGCUUGAAGAGUUAGAUCUCAGUCGAAACUCCUUUGAAGGAAUACUUCCACCAUGUUUGAACAAUUUGACAUCUCUGAGAUUAUUGGAUCUCUCUCAAAACCUACUCACAGGAAGCAUCUCUUCUUCUCUGAUCGCUGGCCUCUCAUCCCUUGUAUAUAUCGAUUUGAGUCAUAAUUAUUUUGAAGGUUCAUUCUCAUUCAGCUCAUUUGCUAAUCACUCUAAGCUAGAGGUGGUUGAAUUUACAAAUGACAACAACAAAUUUGAGAUUGAAACUGAACAUUCAACUUGGGUUCCUAUGUUUCAAUUGAAGGUUCUGAUAAUAUCAAACUGUAACCUUAAUAAGCUCACUGGUGGUAUUCCUAAGUUCCUUCAGUACCAAUACAGUCUGACAGUAGUCGAUCUCUCUCUCAAUAACUUGUCUGGAAGCUUCCCCUAUUGGUUGGUUGAGAACAAAGACUUAAAGUUUCUAAACCUAAGGCAUAACUCUUUCAUGGGUCAAAUUCACCUGACAUGUUGCCCCCAUAUCUAUUUGGAUUGGAUGGAUAUCUCAGAUAAUCUGUUCAAUGGGCAGCUUCAAGAAAAUAUAGCGCAGAUGAUUCCUCAGUUAAGCCAUCUAAAUCUAUCAAAGAAUGGCUUUGAAGGUAAUAUCCUAUCAUUGAUAGUUCAAAUGAGUAACUUAAAGGAAUUGGAUGUGUCUGGUAAUGAUUUCUCAGGAGAAGUACCAAAGCAAUUUUUUGGUGGUUGUCAUAAUCUGAAGGUUUUGAAAUUGUCGAAUAAUGGAUUUCGGGGCCAAAUAUUUUCAGAAUACUUUAACUUGACAGGAUUAGAGUAUUUGCAUUUGGACAAUAAUGAGUUUUCAGGGACUCUAUCAGAUGUAAUCACCAGAAGCCCUUUAAGUUUGCUGGACAUCUGCAACAACUACAUGUCUGGUGAGAUGCCAAACUGGAUACGUUCUCUUCCUUCUUGUGAGAACCCACAGUUUUUAGAGCAUAUACAUUUGCAAGGAAACAGCAUUCCCAAGUCAAUUGUGGCACUUUCCAACCUAAGAAUUCUUCUGCUUGGAGGAAACCAUUUAAGUGGCCUGAUUCCAAAUCACCUAUGCCAAUUGACCAAAAUAAGUUUGAUGGAUCUAUCGAACAACUCUUUUUCUGGGUCAUUCCCUAGGUGUUUGGGGCAUUUCCAAUUUGGGGAGACAACCACCAGUGAUAAUGUGUUUGCGCCAUCAACUCAGUUUGGUUUCGGGAAUGGAAUUCAUAUAUAUGCAGGUUACCUAGACAGAUAUUUCUACAUCAAUGGUGAUAUAUAUGAUGAACAAGAUUAUAAAGGUGACAUUCUUAACUUCAUGUCUGGAUUGGAUUUGUCAUGCAACAACUUAACCGGUGAAAUCCCUCGUGAACUGGGAAACCUAAGUUCGCUUCAUGCACUAAACUUGUCUCACAAUGAGUUGCAUGGCAUCAUCCCGAAAGGGUUUUCAAACCUCUCUCAAAUAGAGAGCUUAGAUCUUUCUUACAAUAGAUUGAGUGGUGAAAUUCCUUCAGAAUUGACCCUACUAAAUUUUUAAGCAGUGUUCACUGUAGUUCACAAUAACUUCUCUGGUAGAGUCCCAGAUCUGAAACAACAAUUUGGAACAUUCGAUGAGACUAGCUAUGAUGGCUAUCCUUUUCUUUGUGGGCCACUUUUGAAGAAAAAAUGCAGCAUUAAUCCUGAGUUACCAUAUUCACCUGUGGCACUUUCAGACAUGAAAGAAGUAAAAUGGUAUGAUAUUGAUCGGGUUGUCUUCUUUGCAAGUUUUGCUGCAGCAUAUAUUACGAUCUUGCUGGCAUUUGCUACUGCUCUUAUGUUAACCCCCAUUGGCGUUGGAGGUGGUUUAAUUUUAUCGAGGACUGUAUAUAUUUAUGCUACUAUUUUCCCUUUGAUGCCUUCAACAAGAUAUUAGCUUAUUUACAUAAGUAGUCAUACUUGUUUCUAUUACCCAUGAACAAUCGGUAGUGGAUUCAUACUUGAGACAUCGCGUUUUCUCUCAAAUAUAUAUUGUAUC
This is a messenger RNA of Vitis vinifera (wine grape), 2163 nucleotides long. RefSeq names its product receptor-like protein 1. Gene Ontology annotation, molecular function: protein binding. The record is from RefSeq and is a predicted model, not a curated record. NCBI's taxonomy places the organism in Eukaryota, Viridiplantae, Streptophyta, Magnoliopsida, Vitales, Vitaceae.